Messenger RNA from Penicillium soppii, 774 nucleotides. Its product is annotated as SDR family NAD(P)-dependent oxidoreductase. The record is from RefSeq and is a predicted model, not a curated record. Gene Ontology annotation, molecular function: oxidoreductase activity. Bases 1 to 774 code for a protein of 257 amino acids. The transcript has a single exon. NCBI's taxonomy places the organism in Eukaryota, Fungi, Ascomycota, Eurotiomycetes, Eurotiales, Aspergillaceae.
AUGAGCUCAACUUUAAAGUCUCUUCAAGGCCGCGUUGCAAUCGUCACCGGCGGAUCCCGCGGUAUCGGAGCCGGAGUCGCCCUCGAACUGGCCAAGCGCGGCGCGAACGUGCUCAUCACAUACAACCAGUCCAGCACACAAGCGACAUCAGUCAUCAACCAGCUGAAAGAACUCGGCGUCGAAGCAGAAGGUGUGCAAGCCAGUGGCAGUGACCGUGAUUCCCCUCGGCGAAUCGUCGCUAAAGCCGUUGAAGCUUGGAGUCACAUCGACAUUAUUAUCAACAACGCCGGCGCCGGCGACGACUCCCUAUUAUGCGACCUAACAUACGAGCUAUGGGACAAGAUCCUCGACUGCAAUCUGCGGUUCCCAACAUUCCUGGUCAAGGAAGCGGUACCGCACUUCGGGACGGCACCUCGUAUCGUCAACAUCUCCAGCGUCAUUGCACGUAUGGGAGGCUCGUACAGCACGGCAUAUUGCGCAACUAAGGCGGCAUUGGAAGGAGUGACCAAAGUUUGGGCGCAGGAAUUGGGACAGAAAUAUGGGGCUACUGUAAACUGCGUUAACCCUGGGCCGGUCAAGACGGAUAUGUGGUUACGAGACACCGAGCAAGAGGUUCUUGAUGAGUGGGAGACGAAGAUGAAAGAAAUUCCUGCUGGGGCGAGGAUCGCUGAGGUUGAUGACAUUGCGCAAAUUGUUGCUUUCUUGUCUGAGGAGGGCAGUCGCUGGUCGACGGGAAGCACGGUGAAUGCAAAUGGAGGACUUUGUUUUGUUUAG